Erinaceus europaeus (western European hedgehog) is the source of this 6469-nucleotide messenger RNA. It is a transcript of the gene B3GNT5, whose product is annotated as UDP-GlcNAc:betaGal beta-1,3-N-acetylglucosaminyltransferase 5. Gene Ontology annotation, biological process: brain development. Gene Ontology annotation, cellular component: membrane. Lineage: Eukaryota; Metazoa; Chordata; Mammalia; Eulipotyphla; Erinaceidae. Bases 2795 to 3928 code for a protein of 377 amino acids. The record is from RefSeq and is a predicted model, not a curated record. The transcript has 2 exons.
CCUGGUGGCAAACAAACAAAAAGACCACACAACUACCAGAUGGCUUCACUCAUGUGAGGAAUAGAUUCAUUAGGAAAAAAAAAUAUUAAAGGAACAUGCCCAUUAAAAACUUUGUGAGAACUAUGGUGAUUGAGGGGAGUGAGGACAGCACUUUGGAAGGUGCAGUGACUUACACAUGACAUGUAUGGUGGGGAACCAUAUACUUGAAAUCUUAAAGGUUUUUUGAAACCACUGAUAUAAAUCACUUAAGAGUAAAAUGAAUAAGAAGUCGGGUGGUAGCGCAGCAGGUUAAGCGCACAUGGCACGAAGAGCAAAGAUUGGCGUAGGGAUCCCUGGCUCCCCACCUGCAGGGGAGUCACUUCACAGGCAGUGAAGCAGGUCUGCAGGUGUCUUUCUCUCCCCCUCUGUCUUCCCCAUCUCUCUCCAUUUCUCUCUGUCCUAUCUAACAAUGACAGUCACUAACCUCAACAAUAAUAACCACAACAACAAUAAAAAAGAGUAAAAUUAAUAAACAACAACAAACAAAAAACAAAAACAAAACCACCCUGCACUACCUACUGAGGCACCUCCCCAGUUGAAAUCUCUAGAAAUGACAGCAGAAGGGCUUGGUGGUGGCACACCUGGUUGAGUGCACAUAUUGCAAUGUGCAAGGAACCUGGUUCAAGCCCCCAACCCCCACCUGUACAAGGAAGCUUCACAAGAAGUGAAGCAGGGCUGGAGGUGUCUCUCUCUCUCAACCUCCCCCUUUCCUUUCAAUUUCUAUUUGUCCAGUGUACAAAAACAUAAUAAAUAAAUAUUUAAGAAAGAAGAAAUGGUAGCAGGGGCCAGGCAGUGCUGAAUGUGACUGAGCAUGCGUUUCAGUGCACAAAGACACAGACAGGUUCAAGCCCCCUGUCCCCACCUGCGGGGGGCGGGGGGAGUUUCACUAGCAGUGAAGCAGUGCUGCAGGUUCUCUCUGUCUCUUUUCCUCUCGUUCCCCCAUCCUCUCUCAAUUUCUUCCUGUCAUAUUAAGCAAAUAAAGAAAUAAAAGUCUUUAAAUAAAAAUUUUAAAAAAAGAAAUGAUAGAGCUCAUUUCAGAUAAUGUGUUGCUUUGCCACGUGCAGAACUCAUGUUUGAGCCUGGUCCCCACAGCAUUGAAGGCAGCUUCGAUGUUGACAUGCCUGUCUCUCUCUCUCUCUCUCUGUGUUUCUAUCUGAAAAUAAAAUAAAUAAAAAUAAUAAAAUUCUGUUGCCUUGUCCUAAUAAGCCUUUAAUGCCUUCAGUGUAUAUUACAGAGGAAGCAGAGAGGAAGUUGACCCUCAGAGAUGGGCUUUUAUCUAAGUGAGCCCGCUAAGACAGAGCACCAGUGCUAUCUCUCUAGGGAAAGUGAUUUUUGUAGAGUUUAGGCAGAAGCCACCAUCUUUCUUACCCUCCUCUCCAGAGUGUGAGCCCCUCCUCAGCCAUGACCAGCUACUCUAAGGGGAGGAUAACCAAGACUCUUCUGUCCUGUAGAGCAGAGUUUCUUAUACUUUUGAUGGCUGAGUGCCAUAAAAAUACUCUAUACCACAAACCUGAAGUCACAUGGACACAAACCCCAAAGUUUCACAAAACAAUACUUAGACUAUUGUGUGUGUGUGUUUGGCUCUCUGUGUCCGGCCCUCCCCCUCCUUUUACAGGUUAUAGUUUCAUCUCUACGCUCUACAAGGUAAGAUAUUGCCUAUGCUGAUUUUUCUCAGGGCAAAGUCUAAGCAGGGCUUUGCACUAAUCUCCUGCCCUUCGUGGACUUUUUUCAUGGCUGGACCGUGUGGCUACUUCCCUAAUAAGGGGCAGAUAAAGGGAUGAGGAGACAGCUGGAGGCAUGAGACCGGAAGUUGGGGAGUUCCAAGAUCAUGGCCCCGCCCUAGCUCAGGACUGCUCAUGAGGGCAGUUAAUCUUAUGGCAAGGGGACGUCACUAUUUCACUAGCUGUUGCAGCCUGUGUUGUUUGCUCCCUUUUGAGCUGUUCAGAAGCCCUGAGAAUGAUGUAUAAACCCUGAGGGGAGAUCCUGCUCCUCUAGACAAAAGAAUGUGGCUUACUUAUGGGAAGCACUGGGGGCAGAGUUUGUGUGGGUGGAAGUGGUUUCCAGGGAUGGACAAGAAAAGGGAGGGUGUGGGACAGACUGUCAAGGCAUCCUGAGACCUCCAGUCCUUCCCAUGUGACCAGCUCUUUUAAAAAAGAAAGAAAUAGGUAGUUGCAAGAUAGUUCCCCUUCCAGUGAGAUUCAUUGUAGCAGACUCAGAGAAUGCCUACUAGGCACCCGGCACUGAUUAGAGAACACUGAGAGGAAGGUCUUGACAUUCUCACAAGAAGUUUACAGUAAAACUGGCAAAGUCAGUUAAGUCUCAGUACAGGAAGACAGGAGUAAUACAAAAUGAGAAACACUCUUGGUGGGGAGUUGGCCCCCAUACAGACUUGCUAGAGAAUGACUCUUGUGGACUUGAUCAGGAAUGCACAUUGCUCUCACAAAAAAGAAACUCCAUGGAUCAAGUGCAUGAGGCCAGUCUGCCACCAGAGUGAAUGAAAGAUGCCAGUAGGGAAAAAUUCUUACGUGCCAGUGACCUCAGCCUACAGUGUGCUUCACACUUUCGUAACCUCAGAGGCAAUGGAGCUAGAAGAAAGCAUUGUGUGAGAGAAGAAGCAGCUCCUUUUGCAUUGCCUGUGACCAACAGGUAUUAAGAUGGACAGCUUUUCUCUGAAAGACAGUGCUCUGCUGUCUCAAGAAGGCAGUGCCUAUUUAAACCUGGUCUUGACUAAGAAUUGAGCCGAACGGAUGUCAGAAUGUUUCUGAGUGUCAGAAGGGUAAAAAAAUGGCAGUUUGCCCAGUUAUCUGCCAUUUGCUUUAUAAUGAGCCUCAUGUUUUUUUGGGAACCGAUCGAUAAUCACAUUGUGAGCCACAUGAAGUCCUACUCAUACAGAUACCUCAUAAACAGCUAUGACUUUGUGAACGAUACCCUCUCUCUUAAGCGCCGAACUCAUGAGGCUGCUCGAUACCCAUACUUGAUUAACCACGAGGAGAAGUGCCAAGCACAAGACGUGCUCCUUUUGCUGUUUGUAAAGACGGCUCCUGAGAACUACCACCGCCGCUCUGCAAUCAGAAAAACAUGGGGCAACGAGCGCUAUGCCCGCUUUCAGCUGAAUGCCAACAUUAAGACUCUGUUUGCCUUAGGAACGUUUUCAGACCCAUGGAAGAGGGAUGCCCUGCAAAGAAAACUCGCUUGGGAAGAUCAAAUGUACAGUGACAUCAUUCAGCAAGACUUUGUGGAUUCUUUCUACAAUCUCACUCUUAAAUUACUUCUGCAGUUUAGCUGGGCAAAUAGCUUUUGUCCACAUGCCAAAUUCCUGAUGACUGCAGAUGAUGACAUAUUUGUCCACAUGCCAAAUCUCAUUGAAUACCUUCAAAGUCUAGCCCAGAUGGGUGUCCAGGACUUCUGGAUUGGCCGUGUUCACCGUGGUUCCCCUCCCAUUAGAAACAAAGGUAGCAAGUACUAUGUCUCCUAUGAAAUGUACCAGUGGCCAGCUUACCCUGACUACACAGCAGGCGCUGCCUAUGUGAUUUCCAAUGACGUAGCCACCAAAGUCUAUGAGGCAUCACAGACACUCAACUCUAGCCUGUACAUAGAUGACGUGUUCAUGGGCCUCUGUGCCAAUAAAAUGGGGAUAUUGCCACAGACCCAUGUGUUCUUCUCUGGGGAAGGCCAAGCUCCUUACCAUCCCUGCAUCUAUGAAAAGAUGAUGACGUCUCAUGGACAUGUCCAAGACCUGCAGGACCUUUGGAAGGCUGCCACAGACCCUAAAGUGAAGGAGGUUUCCAGAGGUUUCUUUGGUCAGAUAUACUGCAGGAUAAUUAAGAUAUUACUCCUUUGCAGACUCAGCUAUGUGGACACGUAUCCCUGCAGGGCUGCCUUUGUCUAGAAGUACUUGAAUGUUCUAUGUUUUCACUGUCAUUGAGCCAAAUCUGGAUGAAAAAUCUUUCAAUGCAUUGCCUACUCCCAAUUUGAAGUGAACGUGAAACAUGAAAGAAAUUUUUUUGGUGGUCCACUCUAUCGGAAUGUUUCUUUGAUUCUAGAAGCUGUUCAGUAUAACUUAACCUAGUUCAUUGCCUAAAUUCAUUUCAAGGAAUUUAUAUUUAGAAGAGAAGAAUGAAGACAAACCUUAAGGGAGAUUGAUGUUCUCAGGCAAGGCCCCGUGUAUAUUGGAAGCAUAGUGAUGCUAUUAAAGCGUGUUGGUAUUAGAGCAACUUUUUGGAAAAUAUCAAAUGAGUGUAUAGUUCAUUUCAUACAAAGGAAUAUCUUUAGACCAGGUUUACAAGUUUAUUUUUAAUUAUUAAGCACUUGAUGUAGAAGACAGAGGCAGAGAAGACUUCCAUAGGUGAAAGUCUUGUUCUUAAGAGACUUAAAAAAAUUACACCAUUUCUUUGCAAAUAACCAAAUUCCAUUAUUGUCAUAUCAUGUAGUUCUUUUACCCAAAUAGUAUUGGAGUCAUUUUAAAAAAUGUAUACAUAUGUAUUUCUUCAAAGUUUAAUGUGAAAUUCAAGAAGUCACUAGCUCUGCGCUAGCUGGUGUUUUAUGUGGUGUUUAAUGAGUACUAGGAAAUAACGCGAAGCAAGGGCAGUUUGCUACUUUUAUAGGCUCCCUCUGUAAAGAGAAAUCACUGUAAAAUCAAAUAAGCUGAUUUUAACAGUUUGUUUGAAGGUGUUUUUGUGUGGUUUACAUAGAGGAAUAGACAGAGAAACUAAAAGAAAAGACAGAACAUUAAAAGGCUCUGUUCUCCAUUUAUAGAAUACAAUCAAUCUCUAGUGCUUAAGUCAUUACUAUCAUUACUAAAACUAACCCAUCCUUCCCCAACAAGGUCUCAUAAAUCACAACACCUUGUUCCACAUUCAGAUUUUAAAACUGAAACUGUAAAACAUCAAAGUCAUAUCUAAAAAAAUAAAUCCAUUUCAACAAAAUAGCUAUCAGAGGUAAAACAGAUAUUCCAAACUUACAAAGAGAAUAAAAGUGAUAAAAAAAGAAGUCACCAUUUUAAUCAAAAAGAUGUGCCUGAUAUUAAGGCAGUUGGUUGCAUUUUUUUUUCAAAGGUGGGUCAAAAUUUAACCAUCAUGCAAUCAACUUCCCCUCACUACAGAAAGAAAUAGAUGAUAUCUGCUGCCAGGAAGGUGGAGGGAGUUAGAUGGGGCCAAAUCAGUGACUUCUGCAAAAGCAGCUGAACUGACUAUUAGAACUUUGUCUGCAAAGCUGCCUGUUAGGGGAAACUAAGAUGCUUCAUCAAAUACAUCUAAACCAUGUAAACUGAAAAAACUGAAAACGAAUUCACUAGAUCCACCAGGAAGAUAAGACCCAUAUAUCUAUAUACCUUUUUUUUCUUUUUUCCCCAGAGCACUGCUUAGCUCUAGUUAUGGUGGUUAUAACUAGGGGAUUGGAGCCUCAGGCAUGAAAGUCUUUUUGCAUAGCCAUUAUGCUAUUUCCCCUGACCCUACAUACUUUUUUUUUUUUUGCAGGUAGCUUUUUAAUGUUUACAGGUUUUCUCUUCUAUUUUGAAAAUUGAAGCUUGUUUACAUUGACUGCUCAGAUAAUUUAGAAUCUUUAACUAGUGAUAAUACUACAGUGUCAAACACUCUACACAGUUCCUUCCAGAGUUGGUUCAGGGUCUUUAGAUCAUUUUCCCUAAUAUUUUCUGACCAAUUUUUAAAACUGUAAAGAACAAAAGCAUGUUUUGACAAACCAGGUUUAUAAUUAAUUUUGUUAGUUGAUUAUUUAAUAACUGCUAGCUCUUGAGUAUGCAUGCCCUAUACAUAUAUAUUUGUAACUUUUUUUUUUUUGUAACUUUUAAUUGGCCAUUGUUUGCAAACUUCAGUGUCUCUGACCAUGGAAAUAAUCUUGUUUACAACAGUAUUUUUUGUGAAGUAACUAUUUAUUUAGGAACAUGUUCUUUGACUGUGUUCCUUUUUUUUUUUUUUUUUUGCUUAGACUACACUGGGACAGGGUUAAAUUUCAAGUAUGAAAGCACUUCCUUUUUUAAUAGGAUGGGAAUUGCUAGAUGCUUCCUUUAUCAGAGCUAAGUACUCAAGAGAGUGCUUGUAACUAGAGGAGUGCAACCUUUUACAAAGGAAGGAUGAAACUUUCUGGUGCUCCAGUGCAGGGUGUCUUAAACCAUUAACAGAAGAGGGGGCCGGGUGGUGGUACAUCUGGUUGAGUGCACAUGUUAAAGCCAUUAACAAAGCGGGGGGAAACUAGUAGCCUGGAAGGCCACUUGGCAUAGAGAAUAUGGUGGCGCAGUGUUAUUGCUAAAACCUUUUACCUCUUGGUUGGCAUGCAUCUUUUUUCCAUAUUAUUAAUUUUAUAUCAAAUGUUAAAUAUUUAUAUGAUUUGAAUUUUGCUCUUGUAUGGCAAAAUAAUUAGUGAGUUUUUAAAAAUAAACCUAUGAUUUCCAAUAAACAACUUUAGUUGUCAGCAA